GUAGCUUUAAAUUUCAUUUUUGGCAUUAAUUUUAGGACAAAAUUUUAUUUUUUUUUUAACCACCAUGGCGCCCUCACACUUAUUUAAGCAAUUUGAGAUGAUGACAUCGCCGACGCCGCCAAAAACAGACGAAAAACGGAUAACGUUGGUGGACAACAAAUUGCGAUCGAUUCUGCUGGAGAGCAACUCCAAACGGCUGCUGCGUCAACAGGCUGGAUUGGAUAGCUCAAGGAAGCGGCGCAGACCGCAGAAGGUGGCCGUGCCGAAUGCUUAUAGAUUGCAGGCAGAAUACAACCGCAAUCGGAAGCAAAGACAGCUGCGCUUGAAGGGAUCGCUGCGACCGCUGCGGAAACAGGUAAACACACCACAUCCUGUGCCAAACUUCAGUGCGUUGCAUCGGCGUUGGGAGCAACGGAAUAGACUGCGUCAGUUGCGCUCCGCCCAACAAGUGACCGAACCAAUAACACCGCGAACACUGCUCAGUUCCCAGAGGUUCAGGGAAAAGUGGGCGAGUAAGCAAAUCCAUUGGAAACGGCAAGAGGAACAGGAGUUAACCCAUCGUCCCAAUCUGUGCAGCAAAUUUUUCGACCCAUGGCGCAAGCGACCGUUUGUGCCACGCAUCACUUCCACCAUUGUCCAGACGAAGCCUUUUAAGCUGCGAUCUGUGGAACGAGGUGUUCUCCGCAAGAAAUUCGAUAUGUGGCAGAUGGGAGAGCAGAAUUCGCGGGAGCAACUCGAGACUGGGGAGUCGACGCGUCGCUGGCAGAACGAGUAUCGAGAGGCGCGCAAACUGACCCAGUUCAAGGCUCGACCGAAUCCAUGGAAACGCACCAAGGCACCAGCAAAUUAAUGAUUACAAAUACAAAUUCCAAAAGUUA
Molecule: messenger RNA, 878 nt
Organism: Drosophila grimshawi
Lineage: Eukaryota; Metazoa; Arthropoda; Insecta; Diptera; Drosophilidae
Exons: 1
Coding region: 65-850 (261 amino acids)
Source: RefSeq, a predicted model, not a curated record